Pelmatolapia mariae (spotted tilapia) is the source of this 459-nucleotide messenger RNA. Its product is annotated as coiled-coil-helix-coiled-coil-helix domain-containing protein 2-like. Bases 1 to 459 code for a protein of 152 amino acids. The transcript has 3 exons. Gene Ontology annotation, biological process: positive regulation of transcription by RNA polymerase II; mitochondrion organization. NCBI's taxonomy places the organism in Eukaryota, Metazoa, Chordata, Actinopteri, Cichliformes, Cichlidae. Gene Ontology annotation, molecular function: sequence-specific DNA binding. The record is from RefSeq and is a predicted model, not a curated record. Gene Ontology annotation, cellular component: mitochondrion; nucleus.
AUGUUUGAUUUUCGUCGUUACGAAACGCAGGCGCCUCCGUCCGCUGUCGGCACGCUAGCCGCAGCGCCCAGGCAGCCGGGUAUGUUUGUCCAGAUGGCGUCUACAGCCGCUGGGGUGGCAGUAGGCUCGGCGGUAGGCCACACAAUCACCCAAGCCAUGACUGGAGGUUUCAGCGGAGGACACUCAGAGCCUGCCAGGCCUGACGUCACAUAUAGGUCCUCCAAGAUCUGGAAUCGGUUCUUCUCCACAAUCUUCCUCAGGGUCCGGUCACCUCUUCUCGUUGAGCCAUACCAGGCCCAGCCUGUGUACCAGCAGGGGGCCCCUCAGCAGCAGCAGCAGCAGGCCUGCUCCUACGAGCUCAGGCAGUUUGUGGCCUGUGCCCAAAAGGAAAGCGACCUCAAGCUGUGCGAGGGCUUCAAUGAGGCGCUCAAAAAGUGCAUGUCUGCUAAUGGUGAGUGA